CCUUGCUGGUGUGUGGGCGGCUGUGAUCAUGGGCGUGACGGUGACUCUACCCCAGGACGCCCACGCCCGCCAGGAACCCACGGGAAUCCCAGGAGGCUUGAACGGUGACCUUGGUUUUAAGGAUAACCUUGGCUUGAAGGGGAAGCACCCGAAGUUCAAGGAGAACCCUAGCUUCAAAGGUGACCCUGGCUUGCCUAGUGACAGGGGGUUUGACCUCUCUGAGUACGGGAGCUCAAAGAAGGGUCGGUCGCGGUCCAAGAGAUAUGUCCUAACCUUCCCUCUGCUCUCAACCUUCACCUUCGUCAACAAGUUAAAGAUUCCGCUCUUCAGUCAGUUCAGCAGUAACUUCAGUGGAGUAUUUAAAGGGUUUAUUCGAGGUAUUUACUUGCUGCCCAACGACAUAGUGUCAGCUGGCAGGAGCAACAUAGAUGAAGAUCGUCUUCAAACCUACAACUCCAUAGAAUCUCUGUUUUCUAACUUUGGCAUCAAUGGAAGAGACUGUCUUCUUAAAGCCAUCUGUAAGAUGGCUGAGGACCCAACAGAUGACUACGGCCUUGUGGGACAACUACUGGGACUAUUACUGUCGCCUGGCCACGGGCUGAGCACUGCAGGUAAGGAACUGAGGGAUCACUGCCAAGCUGAGAACUAUGGUCGCAGUGUAGGUAACUGUGACCUUGCAUACUCUUCAUGUCCCUUCAACCUGGCCGAGCUGCUCACUACAGGACUCUCCCUCCUCGAAGGAUCUCUGUCAGGAUUCCCGGAGUUGUGAAGUCUUCCCGGGGUCAUCAGAGUUAGUCCUCUAGACUCACGAUGUCGUAACGACACGAUUGUAAACGAAGUUGCAAAGGUAAUGAACUGUUUUUAUGUUUAAAUCUACGACCAGAUAUAAACAUGUAAAUAGUUCAUUACCUCGGUAACCUGUUCAGUCCCUGAACCCAUGAUGUACCUCUGUAAUGUUGAGGUACAGUCCCUGGACCCAUGAUGUACCUCUGUAAUUUUUUUAUUUCCGCCCACACGAUGGGUACGGGGUGCAUAAUAAACAUGUUAAACUAACUUAAACUAACGGGAAUGUGAGUUUGAGGACUAGCUCGUCAUGGUUUCAAGCCCCUACACGUUUCCUGAGCCGAUUAUUUUCCCUUGAGGGUUCCUAGGGUUCAUGAAGCUUACAGGGCUGCCUGAAGACGUGGUGAAACGGUUCGUACCAAGGAUCCUUCAUUUUCUUGCACCUUUCGCAGGAUAUCUCAAGAUUUACUUGACAAACCUUACCCACAGUUUCUCCAGAACUUCAAACAUUUAGGUAACGCUUCACAAGAUGUUAAGUAACCCACCUGAGGAUCUCAAGUAACCCUCCUGAGGAUCUCAAGCAACCCUCCUGAGGAUCUCAAGUAACCCUCCUGAGGAUCUCAAGUAACCCUCCUGAGGAUCUCAAGUAACCCUCCUGAGGAUCUCAAGUAACCCACCUGAGGAUCUCAAGUAACCCACCUGAGGAUCUCAAGUAACCCACCUGAGGAUCUCAAGUAACCCUCCUGAGGAUCUCAAGUAACCCACCUGAGGAUCUCAAGCAACCCUCCUGAGGAUCUCAAGUAACCCACCUGAGGAUCUCAAGUAACCCACCUGAGGAUCUCAAGUAACCCACCUGAGGAUCUCAAGUAACCCACCUGAGGAUCUCAAGCAACCCUCCUGAGGAUCUCAAGUAACCCACCUGAGGAUCUCAAGUAACCCUCCUGAGGAUCUUUUAGAAUUUGUCAAGCAGAUUUCUUGAGUUCCAAAAUCCCAUGACGAACACCUGCAGAGGACCACAAGAUUCCUUUCUGCGUUCCGAACACCUGCAGAGGACCACAAGAUUCCUUUCUGCGUUCCGAACACCUGCAGAGGACCACAAGAUUCCUUUCUGCAUUCCGAACACCUGCAGAGGACCACAAGAUUCCUUUCUGCAUUCCGAACACCUGCAGAGGACCACAAGAUUCCUUCCUGCGUUCCGAACACCUGCAGAGGACCACAAGAUUCCUUUCUGCGUUCCGAACACCUGCAGAGGACCACAAGAUUCCUUUCUGCGUUCCGAACACCUGCAGAGGACCACAAGAUUCCUUCCUGCGUUCCGAACACCGAAAUCCUCUCUGUAUUCUGUGAAUACAGGAUCUACGACCCCUGACAGUGGUAAUCUACGAGGAUAGGACUAACGACCCUACAUGAAGUACUGUAGAAUUGUGAACUUUCUGGGUACCUACAAACAUGAACCCAGGGGAACAGUAGCUGCGCCUUCACUUCCUCGUAUCAAACCUCAUUACCUCCUAUUUCUCAGGCAUUGUGUGA
Molecule: messenger RNA, 2313 nt
Organism: Cherax quadricarinatus
Lineage: Eukaryota; Metazoa; Arthropoda; Malacostraca; Decapoda; Parastacidae
Source: RefSeq, a predicted model, not a curated record